Molecule: messenger RNA, 881 nt
Organism: Mangifera indica (mango)
Lineage: Eukaryota; Viridiplantae; Streptophyta; Magnoliopsida; Sapindales; Anacardiaceae
Product: dehydration-responsive element-binding protein 1B-like
Exons: 1
Coding region: 40-693 (217 amino acids)
Biological process (GO): regulation of DNA-templated transcription
Molecular function (GO): DNA-binding transcription factor activity; DNA binding
Source: RefSeq, a predicted model, not a curated record
AUCAAGCUGAACUCAAAAUACUCACUUGAAAUAACCUUAAUGGAGUUAUCUGGUUCCUUGGAGAAGCAGGAGUCAUCGUCGUCAACGCUAUCGGACGCCAGCUCAUCUAGGCGAGUUUGUGAAUCCGAUGUGGAGGGGCAUUUACUGGCCACAACCAGGCCGAAGAAGCGAGCGGGGAGGAGAGUUUUUAAGGAGACUCGACAUCCGGUUUACAGAGGAGUGAGGCAGAGAAAUAAGAACAAAUGGGUUUGUGAAUUGCGUGAGCCGAAUAAGAAAACCCGUAUAUGGCUAGGAACGUAUCCAACUCCAGAAAUGGCAGCGCGGGCGCAUGACGUGGCAGCAUUGGCCCUUCGGGGGAAAUCAGCGUGCUUAAAUUUUGCUGACUCGGCGUGGAGAUUGCCGGUUCCGGCGUCAAAUAAUGCGGUGGAUAUAAGAAAGACUGCGGCUGAGGCAGCGGAGGCUUUUAGGCCUCAUCAUGAGUUUGAUGAAACUUCAAUUGAACAUGUAAACACUUGUUUGCCGGAGAAUGUUGAGUUUAUGGAUGAAGAAGCGUUGUUUGAUAUGCCGGGAUUGCUGGCGGAGAUGGCAGCUGGUCUUCUAAUUUCUCCACCUCCUUUACUUGCUGGAGACGAUGUGAACUGGGAGGAUGUGGAAAGUGACGGCCGUGUGUCACUUUGGAGUCAUUCCAUUUGAGAUUCUUCUAUAGCAUGUAGUUGGUCACUGUGUUUCACAUUCUCACAACACUUCCACUGAUUUUUCAAUUAGGUAGGUAUGAAAUUUGUGUAUAAGUUUUUGCAGCUUCAGAUUUUUACGAUCCAUGUAUUAUAUUCUUUGUCUAUGAUACAAAUGACAUUAAAAAAAUGAAAUGCACAUUACCAUAA